Messenger RNA from Calidris pugnax (ruff), 3845 nucleotides. It is a transcript of the gene SELENOI, whose product is annotated as ethanolaminephosphotransferase 1. The transcript has 9 exons. Gene Ontology annotation, biological process: phosphatidylethanolamine biosynthetic process. NCBI's taxonomy places the organism in Eukaryota, Metazoa, Chordata, Aves, Charadriiformes, Scolopacidae. Gene Ontology annotation, cellular component: Golgi apparatus; endoplasmic reticulum membrane. The record is from RefSeq and is a predicted model, not a curated record. Gene Ontology annotation, molecular function: ethanolaminephosphotransferase activity.
UGUUGGAGCCCUAAUUAUUGUUCUUUUUCACUUGUUUUUCACAGUACAGUGCCGUGGACAGCAACCCCCUCUCUCUGUACGUCAUGCAUCCCUUCUGGAACACGAUAGUGAAGAUCUUCCCCACCUGGCUGGCCCCAAAUUUGAUAACGUUUUCUGGCUUCCUGCUGCUUGUCUUCAACUUCCUCCUCAUGGCAUACUUCGACCCUGACUUUUAUGCUUCUGCUCCUGAUCACCAGCACGUUCCAAAUGGUGUGUGGGUCGUUGUGGGCCUCCUCAACUUCAUUGCCUACACGUUAGAUGGUGUUGAUGGGAAGCAGGCUCGCCGGACCAACUCCAGCACGCCCCUGGGAGAGCUCUUUGAUCACGGCCUGGACAGCUGGGCAUGUGUCUACUUUGUGGUGACAGUCUAUUCCACCUUCGGACGGGGCUCCACGGGCGUCAGUGUCUUCGUUCUCUACCUCCUCUUAUGGGUGGUCUUGUUUUCCUUCAUCCUCUCCCACUGGGAGAAGUAUAACACAGGGAUCCUCUUCCUGCCCUGGGGAUAUGACAUCAGCCAGGUGACCAUUUCCAUUGUCUACAUAGUGACAGCCUUUGUGGGAGUGGAGGCCUGGUAUGCACCUUUCCUGUUUAAUUUCUUAUAUAGAGACCUAUUCACUGCAAUGAUUAUUGCUUGUGCCCUCACGGUGACGCUGCCCAUGAGCCUCUACAACUUCUACAAGGCCUACAAAAAUAACACCCUGAAGCACCACUCUGUGUAUGAGAUCCUGCUGCCACUGGUCUCCCCAGUGCUGCUCUUCCUCCUCUGCACCACGUGGAUCUUCGUGUCCCCGACAGACAUCCUGGAGGUCCAUCCCAGGCUCUUCUAUUUCAUGGUUGGAACAGCCUUUGCUAACAUUUCUUGCCAACUGAUCGUCUGCCAGAUGAGCAGCACCCGCUGCCAGCCUCUCAACUGGAUGCUGCUGCCCAUCGCGGCCGCGCUCUUCCUGGUGGUGUCCGGGUUGGCCCCCAAGAGCGAGACGCUGCUCCUCUACCUGCUGACAGCUUUCCUCACCCUGGCCCACAUCCACUACGGGGUGGUCGUGGUGAGCCAGCUGAGCAGGCACUUCAAUAUACGGCCCUUCUCGCUAAAGAAGCCCACGCCGGAUUGACUAGGAGUGGAGGAAGAGAAAAUCAGCUUGCAGUCUGCAGAAGUACUGUAAAUAACUGCUGCAAAUCCCUGUAAAUACUUCGACCAUCACCACGGAUCUAAACCUCUCCUCUGGACAGACAUCAGGGCAAAAUGCGCACGGAAUCGGCAGCAGCCGGGGCACGGCUGGUACGGGGCAGCCUCCGCUGCUCUUCUUCCAAUGCAAGCUUUGGGUUUUUGGGGUGAAACUGGACAAGGAGGGUAGUUUUUCAGGUCACUAUUACUGUACAUUAGACCAGCUGAAUGUUCCCAGUGAAACCUCAAACUCCAGCUCUUGCUGAGGUAAAGCCGGCUGGGGACGCGAGUGGCUUUACCUGAGCAAAGCGUUGUGACCCGUCACCAAAAUCAACAUAACGUGAUUUCUGUAAGGUCAGGGGAACAUCCUGGGGGUUGCUGGGGGGAGAGGGGGGUUUCCUGUCUGUCCCCGAUCCUGCCAGGACAUCCUUCAUCCUGGGCUGGUCUGUAGGGAGCAGAUGGUGAGAGUUCUCCCCCGUUCUGCCCUGCAAUCACCUGUUUGGGUAAACACUUGCACCUUUUUUUUUUUUUUUUUUUUUUAAGAGGAGAAAAAAAAGAACACCACACAAAACUUCUAGUAAUAUUCUGUAUGGGGGGGGUGUGGGGAAAAUCAGGGCUGUUUCCUGUAAAAGUGGGAAGGUGUUUUCUGCCACCCCUGCUGGAGUUGUGGGUGCUUGGGGCCACGUCUGGGCUGAGUUCCAGCGUGUCCCUCUCUGUUCCCCACCUGGCUCCGGGCUCCGACCGGCAGCGGAAAGCAGCCAGCCCCAGCCUGGCUCGCUCCCCCCCUCUCCUGUUUUGACCCCAAACUUGCCAUUUUGGGUCAUUUUGUGCUGCCUGAGGCUCUCCUGGUGUGGCAGCGUGGGCUGCAGAUCGCCCUUCCCCACCGUAAGGAGCGCGGUGUUGGGGGUGUGUGCGCUUCUGGAAAGCUGGCGGGCGGUUGUGUGGCGGGUCCUUCCCAAAUAUCACUUUGAUUUUUCCAAACCGUUGUCCCCAGCGGCUGCAUUUCUCAUCCAGGGAUAUAUUUGUUUACUGUCCAUUCGUAAAAGACGUGUUUGCAUUGAUUUAUUAUUUUUUUUUAAAAGUUGUUUUUGUAAUUAAGAGUGGGGUGGCGAAGACUGAAUGCUGAUUUUUUUUUUUUUUUCUUCUUUUCCGUUCACUUUAUUUAAUGAAGAACCUGUGCUUGAAUGAAGAGUGUAGCUUAAACCCAGGCUCUGGAGAGGCUGCAUCCGGAAGCGAACAGGCACAGCAGAUGGGGCAGAUGUAAUUACCACGGGAACAAACUCACUUUUCACACUGAUCAUUGUGCCAGGCCCUUCCUAGACGCUUGGUCACCGCCUUUUCCUUCGGCAGGUCGGAGACUCCGCCUGCUUUAGGAAACCUUCCAAGUGUAAACGACUAUUUAAUGCUUUUUUUGGUUUUGUUUUUUUGUUUUUUUUUUUUUUUCUUUUUGUAAAUUUGAAUCACUGUCGUGCAGACUCGAAAUCCUGAGCGAGCUCACGGUACGCCCUGCGAGGAGCUCCGGAAGGGUUGGUUAGUCCUGGAGAAGGCAGGGGGCAAAUCAUUUUCAGAGUUUAUUUAAUAAAGCAGUUUAACUCCUAUAUAUUUUACCGAUGUUGUACAGGGAAAAAAAAAAACAACCAAACCACCAGACCCCAAAGUGUACAAAAUGAAUUGCUAUUUAAUGAACUAUCGUAAUUAUGAAGAGAGAAUAAAUUUAAGUCAUGCUGGCACGAGAAUUGCAGGGAAUUUUAACAUGGGACACAGCGCUUAUCCUAUUGGGAUAAGGUGUUCAGGCGGCAAAAUUGUGCUGGCCAUGCUGAUGGAAAGUGGUGAUUGGGUGAUUUAUGUUCUAGUUAUGUGUUUGCAGGACCAGGGAAUAACUGAGCUAUUCCCUGGGGCUUCCAGCCAAGCUCUGGGGUCCCAAACCUGGCGCUUGCCUCAUCCCCUCUCCUCCCGGGAGCCUUGCUGGGCCCCGAAGGCUGGAGAAGCCAUCUGAUCUUUAAAUCUUGGGGUGUUGCUGUGUCUCUGCACGGCGCAGUCUGCCUCUUGUCUCACCUGGCUGUGAGCUGCCGGGCUUCUUGCACCACGUAAUACCCCCUGGAAAAUACCCCCCCUUUUGUGGAAGCUGGGCUUCCUCUCUCCCAUCUGUGCUGUGGGAGAAGGAUCUCUCCUGCCUGCAUCUUUGGAGAGCCCUGGGUCUUUUGGUGCCUUAAUUGAUCGCACCUUGAAGCUAGAAAAAUAUCUCCUUAAAUCAGUGCUGGGAAACUGGAGGCUUGUGGCCAGAGCGGGGAGAGAGUGGGGCUGGGCUCGGGGCACAGGGGAGAGGCUGGAGCCCAGAGAGCCAACCCUGUGGCAGGCGGAGAAACCCGCUCUUUAUGAAUAAUAAUGGUUUGAAGUCUGAAGAAUAAACACCUUCCUGCCUCGCUAAUGACAUCCGGGGGUGGUUGUGGGACAGGGGUGGUGGUUUGUCUUGUGGGAUGUGCUCCUUGGGAUGGGACAGGGACGUGAGCUCGCUCGGCUCCUUCUGCCUGGUGUUGGAGAGCUGAUCUGUGUUGUCCCCUCUUCCAGGGACAGUGUUAAUCAUCAUAUUUCCUUAAUUACUGGUGGACCUACUGAUAAUGGAACCAUCUCAUGCUUUCCUAAA